AUGUCAAGGGCUUCCAAAGGAGACAAACUUUUGAGUGACCUGGGUUACAAGCUGGGCCAAACCUUGGGAGAAGGAAGCUAUUCCAAGGUAAGAGUGGCCACCUCGGCCAAAUACAAAGGGCCGCUAGCAAAAAUGGUGGACCGACGUCGAGCGCCCCGGGAUUUUGUGGAAAAGUUUCUACCGCGGGAACUCUCCAUUCUGCGAGGGAUCCGGCACCCACACAUUGUAAGAGUGUAUGAAUUCAUUGAAGUUUGCAACGGGACUCUCUACAUCGUGAUGGAAGCUGCGUCCACAGACUUGCUACAAAUGGUACAACAAGCAGGGAAAUUACCCUGCGCCCCUGAAGCGCGAGACAUCUUUGCCCUUGUGGGUGCCGUGCGCUACCUCCACGACAGGCAUUUGGUGCACCGGGAUCUGAAGUGUGAGAAUGUGUUGCUUACUUCAGACGGCCGGCGAGCAAAAUUGACCGACUUUGGUUUUGGCAAAGAAUCGCGUGGAUACCCUGAGUUGAGUACUACCUACUGUGGAUCAGCUGCGUACGCGUCCCCAGAAGUGCUGAUGGGUAUCCCCUACGAUCCAAAGAAGUACGAUAUAUGGAGCUUGGGCGUAAUGCUCUAUGUGAUGAUUACUGGCUGCAUGCCUUUUGAUGACACGCACAUUCACAGCAUGCCCUGCCGCCAGAAGAAAGGGGUCAUGUUCCCUGAAGAUCUGCCUUGUCUGUCUGAGCCCUGCAAGGCUCUCAUUAGGCAGCUACUCCAGUUCACUCCGGAAUCCCGACCCGGCGUGGGACUCGUAUCCAAGAACAGCUGGCUGAAAGGGGAAGCUUAA
Thamnophis elegans (Western terrestrial garter snake) is the source of this 828-nucleotide messenger RNA. RefSeq names its product testis-specific serine/threonine-protein kinase 6-like. Gene Ontology annotation, cellular component: cytoplasm. Gene Ontology annotation, molecular function: tau-protein kinase activity; ATP binding; protein serine/threonine kinase activity. Gene Ontology annotation, biological process: microtubule cytoskeleton organization; intracellular signal transduction; protein phosphorylation. NCBI's taxonomy places the organism in Eukaryota, Metazoa, Chordata, Lepidosauria, Squamata, Natricidae. The record is from RefSeq and is a predicted model, not a curated record.